AAUAAAAGGGGCUUGACCUAGGUAACCCCCUGUGGGCUGAGAUGGCUUCACCCCUUCUGGCCACAUUGGGCAUUGCAGGGUCCCCUCGUGGGUCCCUCUGGUGUCUCUCACUCUGGAGUGGAGAUGGCAUGAAGGUCAAGGGGGAAAGGCUGGGAGGUUGAGUUAGGUUAUGUUUGUUAGGAGACAAAAGGAGAAACUUUUCCCUCUCUAUAAAAUGGUUUCCUUCCUGUGGUUGUACAGAAGAGGAUAAAAAUAUGAGAGAACAAACAGAAUGAGGAAAGACAGAAACAGGACAGGCAUUCAGGACCAGAGAUGAGGUUAUACGGUGAUUGGGCCCGUGGGCUUUGGAGCCAGAGAGACCAUGGUUCAAACCCCAGGCCCAGCACACCCUACCUGUGCCCUCACACAAGCCGCGGAGCUGCUCUGGGCCUCAGUUUCCUCAUUACCUUACAUUGGGCACUUCAGAAGCCGAUGUUGAGGCAAGGACUCGGCUGCCAGUGGUUUAUUUGGGAGGUGAGCCCAGGGAGCAUAAAUGGAAGGAUAAGUCAGGGGGAGGAAAAAGGCAGAGACUGCUUUAACUGGCAUUGUGGGCAGCUGGGGCUCAGUCGUGCUGGGGGCCCACGUAGAAUACGCUUGAGAAUGAUCGUUAUGGGGAAGCUGGACUAUUUACUGCCCCUCGUCUCUCAGAGCCUGAGGGUACAGCCCCGGAGGCGUUCAGUGAUUGGCAACUUAGGACUGUCCUGUGUGGGCUGAGCCAGCUUGGGUAGCCCCGAGAACUCCCCGGGCAGAGAAUGACGGGCAUGUGCCUGAGCAAGUGAGCUGUCCCUCUGCAUGGCCCAGCCCACCUCAGCAUCGGGGGAACUCAGGUGGCCGAGGGCUGGGAGUGGGGCAUCCCCAGCAUCUGCUCCCCUGGUUUACAAUAACCACAGGGCUGACUAGGCACCGUGCCAAGUGCUAAGCGUCUCAUUUAGUCCUCAUGCAGCACCCCACGUGAGAGGUGUUCUUAUUCCUCUUUUAUAAAUGAGGAAGCCGAGGUUUCCUGGGAUUGAGUGGCAAGCGAGCAUCAGAGCUAGAAUGCCAGCCCAGGCCCAGCUGACUCUAGAGCCUGGUAUGGGCUAAACUGUAUCUCCCCCCAAGCUCACAUACUUCAUGAAGCCUUAACCCCCCGUACCUCAGCGUGGGACUGUAUUGGGAGGUAGGCUCCUUAAAGGCAAUUAAGAUUAAAUGAGGUCAUCAGGGUGGGCCCUAAUUCAAUACGACUGGUGUCCUUAUAUUAAGGGGAAAUUAGGACGCAGAGACAGACACACAGAGGGAAGACGGCAUCUACAAGCAAGGAGGGAGGCCUGGAGACCCAGGCCAAGGAGAGCUCCUUCCUUCCCAGCCUCAGAAGGAAGCAACUCUGCCAACACCUGGACUUCAGACUUCCGGCCUCCAGAGCUAUGAGGCUAUGAAGCUCUGUUAUUUAAGCCACCCAGUUUGUGGUCCUUUGUUACGGCAGCCCUAACAAACUCAUGUAGAGCUGGUGUGGCUGACCGCUCUGCUGGGCUGUUUCAUCUGAAAAUAGGAUGACCGUUCUUACCCCAUAGGGUUGUAUGUGACGUGAGGGUUAGCCGGGAUAAAUGCCUGCAAAGGCUUAACACACAGCACUUGAUGGCUAUUCCUACUGGGCACACAUCAGGCAAUGUUUGCUGAGUGACUGGAGAGAACAGCAGAAGCACAGAUGUCAGAGCCAUCCACGUCUCCAAGGAUAGUUUGUCAGGUGAUGAGGGAAAUGUGUUGAAAGGUGAAGAAAUGACUUGGUUUCUAUAGAAACCUGGACCCCAGGUGCCUUAUGGUGGGCCACCUGCCCGGUUUAAUUAGCAUCCUCCUUCUCCUCGGCCAGGAGGUGAGAAAGGAGAUGCAUGGGCCACCUACACACCCUCUUUGGGGUGCGGGGACCUGAGUUCAAAGGAAGGAGGUAGAGGAAAAGCGGUGGUGUCAAGUUUUAAAUCUGCAUCUAUUUUCCCAGGGCCCAUCUUGAGCUGUCUCAUCUCUGGGGACUCCAGAUCCCCUCAGGACUCCAGUCUACCCCUGGGACUUGACAGAAGCUAUGACCUCUGCCCAGCCCUGCCCAGAUGUGCUGGUUCCCAGGGCACCAGGAACAGCUGUUUUGGGUACUGAUACUUUACUCCCAGAAAGCUGGGAAUCACUGCAGGGAAAGAGGAAGAGUUCCUUUCCUUUCUGGGUGGCCUGUCUUCCACCCUCAGUGGGAUACCUUUUCUUUUUUCAUGGUCAAAAAUACCAUUUAAAAGAAUCCAGGAAUGAGCACCACUAAGUAAAAAUUUAAAACUUAUGUCUAGAAAAGAGACUGGAAGACAUUGCCCUGAAGGUUGCAGGGGUUAACUUUUGGGAAGUGGUUUUGCUUCUCAAUUUUAUACCUUCCUAUUCAGUUUUUUUGAAGGUUCCAUAGUGAUGUAAUGGUAGUUAACAUAUAUUGAGCAUUUAUGGGUCAGGCAUUGUUCUAAGCACUUGUAUGAGGAAAAGUAUUGAUUUGUCCCCAUUUUUCGGAUGAGGAAACUGAAGCUAAGAUGGAUUAAAUAAUCAGUGUGUGGUCACACAGAAGCAGGUCUGGAAUUUGAACAUAGAUACAGAUGUGCCUGGAUUGAAAGGCAUGAAAUAAACUAGCCUCUAUUGUCCCUUUUAUGAUGGUGGUGAGGGGAAGGGAACUUUGUUUUACUUACUGGUAAAUAAAUGACAAUUUUAAAAAGCUAAGAAACUAAAGGAGACAGAUAGAUAGGCAGACAGAUGAUAAGAAGAAAGAAAUAGAUCUUCACCAAACCCCCAGGCACAGUGUGUGUAUGCGUGUGUGUACGCAUGGGCUCGGGUGGGGGUGGGGGAGAGUAAUGUCUUUAAGAACCCAGAAAAUACAUACUGUGUUACAGAGAGACCUCUACAACCUCCAAAUGGCAGCAAAGAUCCUGUUUGUUAAGUGAAUAAAUUGUCUAUUUCCUAGCCAGUAAACUUGAGGUCUAGAGCAAGGGGUGGCAAGCUAUGGCCUGUGGGCCAAAUCCAGCCCACUGCUCGUUUUUGUAAAUAAAGUUUUAUUGGAACCUGGCCAGACCCAUUCCUAAAGCCUUUCACAGAGUUGUGACAGAGACCAUGUGCGCUGCAAAGCCACUACUAUCUGGCUCUUUACAGAAAAAAUUUAAAGUUGCUGCUAUGUAGGAUGAAUAAGUCUGGAGAUGUGAGGUACAGCAUAAUGAUUGUAGUUCAUCACACUGUACUGAACACUGGAAAUUUCCUAAGGAGUAGAUUUCAGGGGCACUCACCACACACAAAAGGUAACCCUGUGAGGAGAUAAUAUGUUAAUUAGUUUGACUGUGGUAUCAUUUCACUAUAUAUAUGUAUAUCACAUCAUCAUGUUGUACGCCUUAAAUACAAACUAUUUUUUUAAAAAAUAGAAUUUUUUAGAAACUUUGCCUACCCCCGUCUAGAGCAAUGCUUCAUAACAUUAAUGUACAUAUGACUCCCUGGGGAUCUAGUCAAAAUGCAGAUUCCGAUUCAGCAGGCCUGGGGUGGGGCCUGAGGUUCUGCAUUUUUAACAAGCUCUGAGGAGAUGCCGACGCUGCUGGUCCGUGGACCACACUUGGGAAUGAGCGUGUCACAAAUACUUUACAUGUUUCCAUCCAGAGAGGGGGCAUGAACCAGCUUACCCAAACCUCCAGCCGUCACAUAUUGUAUUAUCAACACAGGUCAUUUAGGAGGUUUAUUUGCCAAAUCAAAGGCUCCUCCACUUUUCAAAAGUAUUUCCAGCGGCCUGUGUCUGACGACCCUCCUUUUCCCCCUGGUUCGUUCACGCAGAGGGUGUUUGAUUUCCGUGACAGCAGGGGCCUCUAAGUACAGUCAGCACACCAGAUGAUGGGGAGUGGGGAGAAAGCCUUCCAACUUUCUUCCAUUUUUAUAGUUUGUAUCAACUUUUUAAAAAAGUCCGUUUGGGGGAGGGCUGUUUUAUAACAGACACGAUGCACAUCACUUAUAUAAUAAACAUAUGUCAUUUAUAAAUAAAUAAGUGCGCAUGCUCUGGGGGGCCUCAUCGCAAAGCUUUGAGACAACGGGUAGACGUGAGUUACGCCAUGGCUGAAACUGGGCCUGGGCUGUGCUCGUAGCCUGAGUCAGGCCUUGGCAGGCUUUCAGCCCCAUGUGGGCCGGCAAAACACGCUGCAUGGGCACGAGUUUUAUUCCUCGCAGGCACAGCGGCAGGUGUUCCAGAGAGAAAGUGAGCGACUGGGACACGCUUGAGCCCUUGUGAAUGCCAGCCACACGAAGUGUCAGGGCACCUGGCUGAGCACUUCGGGAGAGAAAGGAGGGAGUGUGCAGGGAAAGCCAGGAAAAGACCUGCACUGGAUCAAUGACAAUCAUAGCAAAAUUUGCUGUCAGGUAUUCAACAUCUACUACUAGCCAGCUUCUAUGCUAAGUAUUACAAAUUAUGACAUUUAAUCUUUGUGAGGUAGGUACUCUUAUUAUCCCCUAUUUUAUAAAGGAGGAAAGUGAGGCUCAGAGAGGCAGAGGAUACACAAAGACUGAUUUUUAGAGGUAUCACUUCAUAAAUGCAGUGAGAUUCCAGUGAAACACCAGCGGAUCUAUUUUAAGUUUGAACACGCUAGAACUGUACACUAAUGAUAACGUUUGCCUAUUUUUGGUGAACACUUCCUCUGUGUCGAGAACCUUCUACCGGCACAUCCUUUAACCUCCAAGAGACCCUGCAGGAGAUGACGGGCCUGCCCUUCCUCCUCGCUGCGGGGAAUCCAAUGCCCUGGAGCUGGGCCGACACGUUGGGGCCCCGCUGAGCCAAAGCACUGAGGCCCCGCCUGCAGGGGGAGCCCUUUCUCAGCUCCGCGUAAUUGUUCCCAUGUGCAAAGGAGGCCUAAUUCUUGUCAGAUCUUCAGAUUCGUAGCAGAGGCAGAAAUCUCGACUUAUACUUAAAAUAUCCUGAUCUUACACCCUGACAACGAAUUUUUAGAAAUUUUAAAACACAGCAUGGACCCAACACAUCACAUCCACGGGUGAGCUCGCUUUGGCCCAGGAGGCCUCUGCCCUAGAUGCUGACUUGUAUUUUUACCUUCUGGUACUAUUUCCUCCUAGGGCUCCGCGAUGCUUUAUCUGCUGUGCCAGGCGGGGACGUGCGCGCCGCUAUUGUCCCAUCUUACGGAGUCUCAAGGGAGGCAAGCACGUGCCCAAGGCCACUCGGUGGCUCGGAAGCAGCGCUGCGCUUCCUCUGAGUUCUCCGAAGGGGGCCGGCCAGGGGCGGCUUUCAGGCUGUCACUCUGAGCUGGCCGCGGCCGUGCAGGGAGGAAACAGGAGUCAGGGGAGGGGCGGGGGAGGAGACUGGGGUCUACCCAGUGCUCCUGAGCUCUGGGCAGGAGAGCCGUCCGGACCCGAGCUCCCACGGCAGGGCCUCUCUCCUCUGCUCAGGCCGUGAGGUGGCUUUCUCGGGGCCCAGGAUGCAGAGGUGGGGACUGUGGGCCGCGGCCGUCCUGACCCUCCUCUCCGCACAGGCCUUUCCGCAAACGGACAUCAAUAUCAGCCCAGCCAUGCCAGACCUGCCCCAGGCUUCCCUGUGCCCACUGUUCUGGAUGGAGUUCAAAGGCCACUGCUAUAGAUUUUUCCCUCUCAAUAAGACCUGGGCUGAGGCUGACUUCUACUGCUCUGAGUUCUCCAUUGGCAGGAAGUCCGCCAAACUGGCCUCCAUCCACAGCUGGGAGGAGAAUGUCUUUGUGUAUGACCUCGUGAACAGCUGUGUUCCUGGGAUCCCAGCUGACAUCUGGACAGGGCUUCACGAUCACAGGCAGGAAGGGCAGUUUGAAUGGACAGACGGCUCAUCCUAUGACUAUAGCUACUGGGAUGGGAGCCAGCCGGACGAUGGCAUCCACGCAGACCCAGAAGAGGAGGAUUGCGUGCAAAUAUGGUACCGACCCACCAGCGCUCUGAGGUCAUGGAAUGAUAACACCUGCAGCCGAAAGUUCCCCUUUGUCUGCAAGAUCGCAGCUCUGACCAUUCACUGAUCCAGUCUCGCCCUCUCGGAGCAAGCCCAACACCAGCAUCGACUUGUAGAUGUACCUAAUGUAAAGUCGACACUCAAUAAAUGUAAAACGCACAGAGGAGACAAAUCUCCCAGACAGAGAUUUUAUACAAGCAAAUCUUAAGAUACAGAGUGAUCACUUGGUGACGAGUGACGGGAAAACCAACUCAGCUGGCUUUAUAAAUAAAGGAUGGUGCAUUUAUUGGUCCAAGUAAUAACGGUCCAGGG
This is a messenger RNA of Orcinus orca (killer whale), 6286 nucleotides long. It is a transcript of the gene CLEC19A, whose product is annotated as C-type lectin domain containing 19A. The record is from RefSeq and is a predicted model, not a curated record. The coding region runs from base 5481 to 6041 and encodes 186 amino acids. The transcript is spliced from 5 exons. Lineage: Eukaryota; Metazoa; Chordata; Mammalia; Artiodactyla; Delphinidae. Gene Ontology annotation, molecular function: signaling receptor activity.